ACCUUUCUCACUCCCGUCUCUCUCGCGUCUCUCUCUCCCUCAGUCCCGUCCGCCACCGGCCGCCCCCGCCAUGCCCGCCCACGCCACCGGCCGCCCCCGCCACGGCCACCCCCGCCACCGGCCGCCCCGCCGAGCCCACCCCCGGCCCCAGCCCCGUCCACCGCGGCCGCCCCACCCACGCCCCCGUUCGCUGCGGCCGCAGCGCCCCGGCCCGCCUCUGGCCCCGCUUCUGUCUGGUGCAGGACAGUACAGGAACUUCCAGCACCCCGAUCCCUACAUUGUUCCAUGGGCACCAGGCGGCACUAAAUUCACAAGAAACCCCCCUCCACCUCAAGGGAUGUCUAAAAAGGUGAAGCAGUUCACUAAGGGACUUGCGAAGAGAGCGUCCUAUGUCAUGAGAAAGGAGAACUUAGUGUUUAAGGGCACUAGUUUCAGCUUGAGUAGGCGUGAGCUUCCAUGUGGAGGUAUCGACCAUCACUCGUCACUGUAACCCGAUGGUGAUCGACGACCGUGAGCUUCCAUGUUAUUGUGUUCUAAUACUAACUGGAUAAUGAGAUGUGUCUUAUUAUGACUAUGCAUGAGACUUUUGUGAUGUAAUUGAUGAGACUAUGGAUUUAAAUAUUGCUAUGUGAUUGUGUG
Molecule: messenger RNA, 639 nt
Organism: Zea mays
Lineage: Eukaryota; Viridiplantae; Streptophyta; Magnoliopsida; Poales; Poaceae
Exons: 3
Coding region: 71-490 (139 amino acids)
Source: RefSeq, marked validated